Haliotis rubra (blacklip abalone) is the source of this 1863-nucleotide messenger RNA. RefSeq names its product probable serine carboxypeptidase CPVL. Gene Ontology annotation, biological process: proteolysis. The record is from RefSeq and is a predicted model, not a curated record. The transcript has 13 exons. Bases 205 to 1611 code for a protein of 468 amino acids. NCBI's taxonomy places the organism in Eukaryota, Metazoa, Mollusca, Gastropoda, Lepetellida, Haliotidae. Gene Ontology annotation, molecular function: serine-type carboxypeptidase activity.
UGAUAAACUUUGCUGGAUGUUAGUGUUUACAACCUGCCUUUCGAAUCUGUGAGAAGUGCACAUGAUUAUAACAUGUGACUAUCACAUGACCAAUAACCGGGAAAGUUACUCAUGAGACUGUAGUCCUGUAGUGUACUGCCUCCUGUUUGGGGAUUCUAGAAACAAUCACUCUUCAGCUCUAUAGUACUGUUUGACAAAAUCAGGAUGUUAACAAGCCUGUUUGUCCUGACUGUGUGCUUCCAUCAGACUACGCAUGGACAUGGUGCCUUCAGGAAGAUGUUUCCUGAAAAAUACCCAGAAAUGCUCCGAAAUGGUGUUGAUCCUGGAGAACCCCUUUUCUUGACGCCUUACCUUGAGAGGGGCGAUAUCCAGAAGGCCAAGGAGAUGAGUCUGACAACGUCUCCAAUCAUUACCAAGGGCUACUCCGGCUUCCUGACUGUCAACAAGACCAUCAACAGCAACAUGUUCUUCUGGUUCUUCCCGGCUCAGACUGAUCCUGCCAAUGCUCCUGUGUUGCUAUGGUUACAAGGAGGUCCUGGAGGUUCAUCUCUCUUUGGUCUGUUUAUAGAACACGGACCAAUCUUGGUGGAUGCACAUGGGAACUUACAAAGACGAAACAUAACCUGGAACAGCAAGUACUCCAUGCUGUAUGUUGACAACCCUGUAGGAACUGGUUUCAGCUUCACGGGGGAAGAUUCGGGCUAUGCUACUAAUGAGGAAGAUGUGGGAAGAGAUUUGUACAGUUGUUUAACACAGUUCUUCCAGAUCUUCAAGGAAUACCAGAAAAAUGACUUUUACAUCACUGGAGAGUCGUAUGCAGGGAAGUAUGUCCCCGCCAUCUCCUACAAGAUCCACAUGGAGAACCCAACAGCUAAAGUGAAAAUCAACUUCAAGGGGAUGGCUAUUGGAGAUGGCCUCUGUGAUCCAAUAACGAUGUUCCCCAAAUAUGCUGACUUCAUGUUUAACAUCGGUGUUCUGGAUGAGAGUGAGCGAGACUACUUCCAGUCACAGUCCGACCUGGCUGUAAAGGCAAUGCAGCAACAGAGGUUUGGGGAUGCUUUCAAGGUGUUUGAUGAGCUGUUAAAUGGAGAUCUCACACAAGGGCCUCCAUACUUCCAAAACGUGACAGGGACUUCCAAUUACUACAAUUUCCUGCUUACAACGGAGCCUGCCUCCUUCAACUACUACGGCCCGUACCUGGCACGACCAGAUGUUCGUAGAGCGAUACAUGUAGGUAACCUUACCUACAAUGAUGGCAAUGCUGUGGAGAAGCAUCUCAUGAAUGAUGUCAUGCAGUCAGUCAAGCCAUGGAUAGCAACACUGAUGGAUAACUAUAAGGUGCUCAUCUACAACGGACAACUGGACAUCAUAAUUGCUGUUCCACUGACAGAGGCUUGGCUCCAGACUGUCCCAUGGAAAGGUCUUGAAGAAUACAAGAAGGCACCAAAACUCAUCUGGAAGGUUAACCCCAAUGAUACAGAAGUGGCAGGAUAUGUGCGACAAGUGGGGAACUUUUAUCAGGUGAUAGUGAGGGGAGCUGGCCAUAUACUGCCCUAUGACCAGCCUGUUCGUGGCUUCGACAUGAUCCAGAGGUUUAUUGAAGGACGCUAGAUGAACACAGCAAAACUCCUAAGGUCUUCUCGCUGCUGAUGCAACUCCACAUUUGUAUUUUUAUGGUUUAAUUAUGCAUAUUAUCAGUGUUGAUGAAAUAUCUUUAAGGUCUUUUUGAAGUUAUAUAUCAUAAUUUGUGUCCAUACUUUCAGGGCAUAUAUAUUUUGGGAAAUAUAUGUACAUAUGAUAUUAUUGUUUGUAUAUUUUGAUGACAUGAGUAAUUUUGGAAAUAAAGUUUAUUUGUCAAUUUUA